Pyrus x bretschneideri (Chinese white pear) is the source of this 1588-nucleotide messenger RNA. Its product is annotated as patatin-like phospholipase domain-containing protein 4. NCBI's taxonomy places the organism in Eukaryota, Viridiplantae, Streptophyta, Magnoliopsida, Rosales, Rosaceae. The transcript is spliced from 7 exons. Gene Ontology annotation, biological process: lipid homeostasis; triglyceride catabolic process. The coding region runs from base 16 to 1305 and encodes 429 amino acids. Gene Ontology annotation, cellular component: cytoplasm; membrane; lipid droplet. The record is from RefSeq and is a predicted model, not a curated record. Gene Ontology annotation, molecular function: triacylglycerol lipase activity.
AGAGACGUGAAAAAGAUGAAGCUACAGAAGCUUUUCAACAGGAAACCAAGGGGAGCCUCUUGUUCUUCUUCCCCACCACUCAUGGCUUCCUUCUCCUCUCUCCUCCACCCCCACCAACUCCACCUCCCCUUCUCCUCCCCCAACCCUAACCCUAAUCUCCUCCACCGCUACUCCAUUCCUGUUCGCCCCCUAUCCCUAACCCACUCCGUCUCCCCUCACUCCACCCCCAACUCCGACACCAACGAAACCUCAUCAUCUUCCUCCUCCUCUUCCGCGCCUCCUCCUCCUCCUCCUACUCCUACCAAGAAGUCCUUCGCUGUCGCCACGGGGGAGCUCUUUCUGGGCUUGGCUUCUAGGAUUAUCAAGCGCCGGAAUGGAGACCCAGACGGCAAGGCGGCGGCCUCUUCGGUCGCCAUAUUUGAGAGUUCCGGUAAGUACUUGGAAGAGAGAAUUGGGAAGUUAAUGGAGGAUGAUAUUCAGCCGGAGGUUAUUUGGGAGCAGCGCGUCAAGGAUGUGGAGGCCGAGAAAGAGCGGCGCGUCGUUACUAGUCCCGGCUUUAGCUUCUCCGCCGCCGGACUUCUUUUUCCUUAUCAUUUAGGCGCCGCUAAGUUCCUUAUUCAGAAUGGUUAUAUCAAGGAAACUACACCAUUAGCCGGUUCCUCAGCGGGCGCAAUUGUCUGUGCUGUGGUUGCCUCUGGAGCCAGCAUGGAAGAGGCUUUACUAGCAACCAAAAUACUUGCUGAAGAUUGCCGGAACAGAGGGACUGCUUUUCGACUUGGGGCUGUUCUUCGAGACGUUCUUCAAAAGUUUUUGCCUGACGAUGCUCAUAUCAAGUCUAAUGGGAGGGUUCGAGUUGCAGUAACACAGCUUCUCUGGAGACCGAGGGGUUUAUUGGUGGAUCAGUUUGACUCCAAGGAGGAUCUCAUUGAUGCUGUUUUUACUUCUUCCUUUAUUCCAGGAUAUCUUGCUCCAAGACCAGCAACGAUGUUCCGGAAUCGGCUUUGCAUUGAUGGGGGCUUGACAUUAUUCAUGCCACCAACUUCUGCAACACAAACGGUACGAGUUUGUGCUUUCCCAGCCAGUCGAUUAGGGUUUUUUGGAGAAAUCGGGAUCAAUCCAGACUGUAAUCCUGAUAAUAGGGCUACCCCUCGACAGCUUUUCAAUUGGGCACUUGAGCCAGCCGAGGAUGAUGUUCUUGACCGGCUCUUUGAGCUUGGAUAUAAAGAUGCAGCGGUAUGGGCUAUGGAAAAUCCCGUCGACCAAAUAGUUAAAGAUGACACUUCUUUGGCUGGCUUAGUUCAGUAAACCGGCGUAGAGACCCCCUACUUGCUGACCUUGAAGAUGCAUAACAUUCUUGGUUAGUGUCAAUUACUGAGAAUCUUGUUAUAUCUUUUCGCAUACAGGUCAGACCGACUAGUUUUCGUAUAGAAUAGUACAGCCCUUGAUAAUUAAGGGGUGGAACCACAUUAUCUUUGAUAAAUGUAGCAUUGUUGCAAUUGUAUAGCACGUCAUAAAAUGUAUUGAAACACCGUACGAGUACGAGAAAUGGAAAAAGAAAAGAGUAAGGUAACUGAAAACGGUUCACGAA